Pelagomonas calceolata is the source of this 1870-nucleotide messenger RNA. NCBI's taxonomy places the organism in Eukaryota, Pelagophyceae, Pelagomonadales, Pelagomonadaceae. The record is from the annotation of a GenBank genome assembly.
AUGGCGGCCGCAAUUUCACAUGGUGGUGGGCAGCCUGCCGGGCGCGGCGCAAAGCCUGUGAGCGCCGGCAGUCGUGGGCAAGCGGCUGCCUCUCUCCCUCAUUUCGAUUCCUUCGUUACACACAAAGGGCGUGCGGCAGCGAUUGGGCACGCCGCCGCGCCAAAAACACCACAUGAGCUCCCAGCUGGAGGCCCUCCAGGCCGAGAACGCGCGCCUCAAGGCAGAGAACGAGACUCUAAGGCAACAAUUACAAUCACAGUCCACGGACCAAGAUCUACUGAGAACUUUAGGACGGUCACCUGACAGAGGGCGGACGCUCGCUCAUACAAUCGGCCAGCGAAGUUUGUCUCCAGGGAGUGAGCUAGAAAGACAUCCACACAAGGAGGACAACACGGAGAACGAACUAGCGCAAUUCCUCGAGGAGGGCCUGCGCGACGGCCUCUUCUCGAGCCAGGAACAGCAACCGGGCGACUUACUUGAUGAUAUAAUACGAAACAUACCAGUAAAAAAAUUAAGGAAGCCCUACACGUGCGAGGACCGCGCUUCGGAGUUAGGUAUCGAUGCGGACGAAGAGGAGCUCCCGGACUGGUUGAAAGAAGGCUUACAACCAGAAAUCCCCAAGCACCUCAAACAUGCAUUCAGGGAAGCACGUAAAAAGAAGAAGAAGCCGUUGCCUCGCUUAUUGCAAGGUGCCAAGAUCAACCCGCUCGCCCAGACUAUUUUAGCGAAGAAAGCGGCGAUGCGGUUAGCCGAUAAGGCGCGAGCUAAAAGGGACAAGGCCCCGUGGUCUAGAGGUACAUUGCAGUUCCAUUCUUUAGCAGCCCCUCAGACGUUGAGGAAAUUACCGGAUAUUAUUCAUGGGAAGCCCUAUCCAAUUCACAGAGAGGAGGAUGCGCUGGUCUGGCCCGAUCUUGCGGAAUUGGUCAAUGACAUCUGUGUCAAGUCCGGUGUUUUAGUGAGUGAUCCGCAGGGCUUUCCCUUGUCAUUUCUGGAUGAAUUGCAGAAGCGCUUCAGACGGGACAAUCAGAGUGAUUCUCUGGACGAGUUCGAAAGUACUGGUAAAAGUAAUGGGUACGACAUGCAGGUCCAAUGUAUCAUCUUGCCACCUGGUUAUGAAACUAGAUUACAUGGCCACGUGUCGCUCGAGUUAUGCUAUGUCCUGAGCGGGUCCUUGCAUGAAUUGAGGCUUUGUGGCACGGUACCUACCUUGGGCAAGGAUGAAGAACCAAAAGUACCUCUGCUAGAUUUGUCUGAGAUAACAGAAAAGAAGCGGAAUCGAACUCCCACGAGGUGCGGCGAUAUACCCGAAAAGGCCGUCUGGAAGGAGUCGACGAUAGAGCUCGGGGAGUACGUGCAUUGUGAUGUCGGUUCAGUACAUCAAAUUAAAUCAGGUAGUGACGGUGCGUCAUUAUUAAUAUUGUGGUGUGGGGUGGAAGAACCGUAUACGUCCGAUAGAAUUCUUUGUGGUGACGAGUUACGACUCGCUUCACCAAAUGAGAAACCACCAAAACUAAGGUUGUUCGAGGGGACCUGGGUGCCGCCGAAAGGUAUACAAUACUUUUCUAUCGACGACCAGAUUAUUGAAGAGAUGAAGGCCGAAGGUUUAAUCGAGGAGCGACGGCCGACGGAGGUCCCCGUUGUGGUGGAAGAGGACCCCCAUUCGCGUUUUGAUGAGCGCGCGGGGUUGCUGAAUAGCAAGCACUGGCGUCGCGCUGAGGGUGAGAAGGCGCCGUCGCCGCGGCGGACGUCCGACGACCACCUCCGCGGCUCGUGGGGGUCGCUGCACGAGGUGCGCGGUCAAAAAGAUGAAGUGGAUGAGGUCGUCGACGCAGCCAUUGAAAAGGCGAUGAGCCCCCCUAAGAAUGUGUAG